UCGAGUCUAGAUUGUACAGAUAAACUUCAUGAAAACAUCAACAUUAGAAUUCUAUUUACAUUUUUACCUGCAUUGAAUAUAAUAUUAAGGCGUAGAUCUCUAUUGUAAAAGAUAACGAUGAGCAAAAAAUUCAAAAACUCACAAACUAUUGUAGAAAACACAGACAACCUCCUUGAAGAAAAUGAAUUGUUAGAUUAUAUUGUAAAGGUGGAAGAUGAAAACUUUCGAUGUCACCGUGUUAUUCUGGCAGCGUCCUCACAUUUCUUCAGAGCACUUUUUAGAUCAAAUAUGAAGGAAGAGAAAGAGGGUUGUGUAACUCUAAGUGGGAUGUCAGCUCCAACGUUUCAAUUUAUUUUAAAGUCUUUGUACACUGGAGAGGUUGAUUUAAGGUCGGACAAUUUUAUAGAAGUAUGGCAAGCAGCGGAUCAACUACAGGUAGAUUUUAUUGUGCAGAACUGCGAGGAUUUUGCUUGCGAAGUUAUCGCGCUUGAAAACUUUGAGGUCAUUUUUAAAACGGCCAAAAGUUUAAACUCCAAAAAAGUUUUAGAUAUUCGGAAAACAUUUCUGCUGGAAAAAUUCGAUGAAGUUAGUGGAACAGAUGUUUUAAUGGACCUUGAAUUCAAUGACUUCAAUGAGUUAAUUGGCUCCCAUGAUCUAAAGGUGAGUUCCGAGGACAUAGUUCUGUCGACGGUGAUGAAGUGGGUUGAGUAUUUUCCUGAAAACUGCUAUACUGAAAUAAACGAUGAAGCUUAUUCUGGUAUGAAUAACUUGCAACAUAAUUCUGCAAAUGGAAUUGGUCUCGAUGGUAUGCACGCUUCAGCCGGCACUAGAGUAAAGGCAAAUGAAAAUAAAAGAAUCGAACUAUUGACAACUCUGUUGAAGUCUGUGAGGACGUGUCUUGUAACCAGCCCACUCUUGAUGCAUUUUUUAAAACAUCGGCUAAUACUCGAUAAUACCGAGGCAAAAGAUAUAUUAGGAAAAGCUGUUUUGCAUACCACAACACAUAAACAAGGACAGUGGCCAACAGCAGCUAUACAUCGUGCCUGUAGUGAAUUUGAACACUGUGGUAUUGUGUGUAUUGAUAAUAGCACAAUUUACAUCGUAACUGCAGCUAGUGAAGAACUUUACAAGUGUGCAUCGAAUAAUAUUGUGAAUGCAGCAUUUGUUGUGUUCGACUCAGAUUUAUACAUGGUUGGAGCCGAAGACGAAUUCAAGGAAAACAGCACUCUCUUUGCUUUAAGCGACGGUUGUUGGAACAACAUAACUGAAAUAGAAGGUUGUCAGUUAAUUUUAAUUCCCUACGAGGAGUUUAUAUUUGCUUUGAACAAAGCGAAUAAUACAAUAUAUACAAUAACCAGGAAAAAGUUUAACACAGAAGUUGAAGAUUUUACCGAAUUACCUGAAAGUUUAAUUGUGAAACAUGCUUUAAUUUAUCAGAGAAAAAUUCUGAUUUUUUGUUCAGUAACCGUCAAUGGAGAAGAGAAAACACGCGUUCAUCAGCUGGACAUUCUAACCGAGGAAUUAACAGAAUUAGAACAGUUGAAUGGACCAGCAGAACAGAUAAUAAGUUUCAGUGAUGACAACAAUACUUACGUUUUACAAACCAAUGGAAAUUUGUGGUCUAUUUGUUUAUCAGGAAGCACAGUUUCUUUCAAAUAUGUGAUCAAAUUGUGGACAAUACAUAGGAAGCUACACGGAGCUCUUACUUAUAGACAAAAGCUGUUAAUUUUUGGACAGAACACAAACACUGAAUCCGACGAACAAAAACUACUGUAUCAAGUCAAAGGUUAUUUUAACAUCAUACGCUACUGGGGCCAUGAUAGCACGUGCUCAAAUUUUGUACCUAUAAUCCUUCCUAAAUCUGAAUUGGUGCCAUAUCAAAAGAAAUAGAAGGUGCUACUUGAUUUCAUUUUAUCCAUUCAUAUUAAAAACAUAUAUUCAUUAAAACAACUCGCAUGUAGUAUAUGAUGAAUCUAUGUGUCUAUUAUAUUCAGUGACUUAAAACAAAUGUUUUAUGAAAAUUAUUGAACAUACAAAGAAAGCUAUAUCUCUUCCUAAAACUAAAAUGCUACAAUAAAUUACAAAUAGGUGUUUCUGAAUUUCGUUUUAUUUAUUCAUAUAAAAAUAUAUAUUCGUUGAAGCAACUAACAUUCUAUUAAAUAUUAAAACUUCAUGUGUGAGAUUUAUCCAGUAAUUUAAGAUAUAU
This is a messenger RNA of Physella acuta, 2206 nucleotides long. RefSeq lists its product as uncharacterized. The record is from RefSeq and is a predicted model, not a curated record. Lineage: Eukaryota; Metazoa; Mollusca; Gastropoda; Physidae. Gene Ontology annotation, molecular function: protein binding.